AUGUGGGAAGAAUCCACGCGGGGCCGGGAGAGGCAGCAGUUCAAGGAGCAGAACCCAUACGGCGACCACGAUGCCGUAGGUGAAAAGGCAUCUGCCGUCGCCGCCGCCUCUGCAACAAGGAACAAUGCAGACAAGAUCAGAUGCCUCGAUGGCCUCCGUGGAAUCGCCUGUCUGCUCGUCUUCAACUACCACUUCGUAUGGCCCUGGACACCGGCCAUCAUGCUUGGCUAUGGAGCCAUGCCCCCCGGAUCGCCCGAGCCGUACUUUGAACGGUCAUCCCUGCCCAUUCUGUGCCUCUUGCAACGCGGACGGCCCAUGGUGGCCAUCUUCUUCGCCGUCUCGGGAUACGUCCUCUGCCGACAUAUUCUGAGAGCGAUUCACGAGCGACGCUUCGAGGCCGCUUACCAGAGCCUGGCAUCUUCUGUCUUUAGGCGCGUGUUCCGCCUUUACAUCCCUCCCACCAUCAGCAUGUUCCUCGUUGCGCUGCUUGCUCAGAUGGGCGCUUUCAAGUCCGAAUUUGAGAUUUACAAAGGCCCCGACUCGAGGUACAUCAACGGUACUGUGACUGUCGCUACGCUGAACAACACCUGUGUGAACGGCACGUACUCCGUUGAAGGAGCUGUGGGAAUUGCCAAGUUUCUCGGAUUACAAACCCCGUCUUUCCUGGGGAAUGUCACGACCAACGGUACGAACACUCUCUGUCUUAAUGCCACGUCCCAACUAUUCAUGCCUCCGAUGCUAUAUGCAUUGGCGGAUGAUAUUGAGGCCGCUUCUAAGGUGGUGAAUGAGACGAGCAGCCUGAACGGCACUGCGAUCAACAUCACGAUGCAGGAUGUUGGAGACAAGGAGACACCUGAGAAACACAGGUCCUACCACGAUCUCUUGCACUUUCACUCGAGACCGGCCCUUCUCGAUGAGGAGAAAGACUCGGCCAACGUCACCAAUCCGGUGAACUUCACUUGGGUCCAGCUGGGCGGCUCAUGGGAAGAGCACCCCUUCAUCCACGACAAUAUCACCUAUGCUCUCAAGAACUUCACGAGAGCUUACGUCGAGUGGGCUAACCCUUUCAACUUUGGCCACUACCACACCCGCUACGACCCGCACACCUUUACCAUCCCGAUGGAGCUCCGCGGCUCAAUGUUCAUUUACCUCUUCCUGCUCGGCACGGCAGCUAUCCAGGCAAAGUGGCGCCUUCGAAUCGGUGCCUUCCUCUCCGUCUACAGCUUGAUCUUGGGACGAUGGGACAUGGCCACGUUCAUGGGCGGCGUCCUGCUCUCCGAAGCAGACAUUAGACGGGCUGACCGAGGACUGCUCCCUCCAGUGAAGAAUGGCAAGAAAGGCCAACAGGCAACCCUCGGACAAAGGUUCCUCGGAUCGAGGACAGCUCGAUGGGGGGCCCUCUUCGUGGCACUCUACCUGCUCUCCUACCCCGAUGCCGGCGCCGAAUGGACGCCCGGCUUCACUCUCCUCUCGUCGCUCGUGCCCCGGUACUACAUUCCCCUCUCAGGCUGGAUGUUUUACCAGGCAAUGGGCGCCAUGCUUCUUCUGCCCUGCGUCCUUCACAGCCCCUUCCUCCGCGGCCUGCUUGAGGGACGGGUGGCGCAGUACCUGGGCAAGGUCAGCUUCUCGUUCUAUCUCGUUCAUGGACCGGUGCUGCAUAGCCUGGGUUUCUGGAUCAUGCCUAGACUCUUUGAGCGUUUCGGCCGCAACCUGGGGUUCGUUGUCGGCUGGGUUAUCUUGCUGAGCGUGUCGCUGUAUUUGUCGGACUGGUGGUGCAAGAAGAUCGACACUUGGAGCGCGAGUGUCGGACGUCGCGUAGAAAAGGCAUUGAAAGACUGA
Messenger RNA from Colletotrichum phormii, 1839 nucleotides. Its product is annotated as acyltransferase 3. Bases 1 to 1839 code for a protein of 612 amino acids. NCBI's taxonomy places the organism in Eukaryota, Fungi, Ascomycota, Sordariomycetes, Glomerellales, Glomerellaceae. Gene Ontology annotation, cellular component: membrane. The record is from RefSeq and is a predicted model, not a curated record. Gene Ontology annotation, molecular function: acyltransferase activity, transferring groups other than amino-acyl groups. The transcript has a single exon. Gene Ontology annotation, biological process: polysaccharide biosynthetic process.